AUGGGCUCCCAGGCCUCCGGCCGCGUGGACGCGACGCCGGGGACGCGGAGGCAGAGCGGACCGGGCGGGGAGGAGGCCUCUGGUUACCCAAGUGGCUCCCGGGGGCCACUCUCGGGAUCCACUGCUUUGGCCCAAAAGUGCCGGGCGCAGGGCGCAGGUGUGCGGCCGCUUACCUGGGGCGCGCAGGCCCGGGAGCUGCAGGAGGCGGCGGGCGCGGCGCGUGGCCCGCGGGCUAGAGGACCCCGGGAGGGCGCGAGUGACUGCGCGGGCGGCUUCGGCCUCCGCUCCGGGCCCGUCCGGGGCCUCGGGGGCAGCGGCGCAGGGCACACGUCUUCGCUCAAGGGGCCCUGGCGUCCAGCGCCCGCUGAGAGCCCGCGCCGCGCGGGAGGGGCCAGCGGGGCCGCGGGUGUGAGCGCGAGGAGCCCGGGAGCGCGGCUGUGCGCGCGCGCGGGGAGGGGCCGCGCCGUCACCCGGAGAGCCCGGCGGAUUCCGGACUCCCGCCCGCCGCUCCGCCCGCCGCGCACCUCCUCUCACCGCUCGCCCGGCUCCAGCCGCCGCCGCACGGACUCCAUCGCCUCACUCCCAGUGCUCUCCGCCUCCCGCCUCGUCGCCCUCUCCAAGCUCACCCCUCAAGCCCCAGGAGCCGGAGAGGGCUCCUCAAAGCAGCCCUGGCGGCUGCUCCUGACCGCUGCAGCCGGGCUUGAAGUAUACUCAGGAGACGCCCCCAAAAGAGGAAGCCCGGAGCCGGAGAGACUGCAUGUGGCCAGAGCAGGAAAGGCAUAUCUGAAGAAGGAGGAAAACUUAGGGAGUGGGCUGUUGGAAGCAAAGGAGAAGUGGCUCCUGAGAAACUUCAUCGAGAGCCCCUCUGUCCCACGCGCUGACCCGGAUGGAAACCAGCUUUGGAGCGGCGGCAUGGAGGCUCUCACCACUCAGCUGGGGCCGGGGCGCGAGGGCAACUCCUCACCCAACUCUAAGCAGGAGCUGCAACCCUACUCGGGCUCCAGCGCUCUCAAACCCAACCAGGUGGGCGAGACGUCGCUGUAUGGGGUGCCUAUCGUGUCUCUGGUCAUCGACGGCCAGGAGCGCCUUUGCCUGGCGCAGAUCUCCAACACUCUCCUCAAGAACUACAGCUACAAUGAGAUCCACAACCGCCGCGUGGCCCUGGGCAUCACGUGCGUGCAGUGCACGCCAGUACAGCUGGAGAUUCUGCGUCGGGCCGGGGCCAUGCCGAUCUCGUCUCGCCGUUGUGGUAUGAUCACCAAGCGCGAGGCCGAACGCCUAUGCAAGUCGUUCCUGGGCGAGCAUAAGCCGCCCAAGCUGCCGGAGAACUUCGCCUUCGAUGUGGUGCACGAGUGCGCGUGGGGCUCCCGUGGCAGCUUCAUCCCCGCGCGUUACAACAGCUCGCGUGCCAAGUGCAUCAAGUGCGGCUACUGCAGCAUGUACUUCUCGCCUAACAAGUUCAUCUUCCACUCGCACCGCACACCGGACGCCAAGUACACACAGCCCGACGCCGCCAACUUCAACUCGUGGCGCCGUCAUCUCAAACUCAGUGACAAGUCGGCCACAGAUGAACUGAGCCACGCUUGGGAGGACCGGGGACUUGGUCUAGCCGCAGGAGCCGGCGGCCCGGCGGGCCCUGGAGGGCCUGGUGGCGGCGCCGGCGUACGCAGCUACCCAGUGAUCCCAGUGCCCAGCAAGGGCUUUGGCCUCUUGCAGAAACUGCCCCCGCCGCUUUUCCCUCACCCCUACGGCUUCCCCACGGCCUUCGGCCUCUGCCCCAAAAAGGACGACCCGGUGCUAGGCGCGGGCGAGCCCAAGGGAGGCUCCUAUGUGUCGGCCUUCCGACCUGUGGUCAAGGACGCCGAGAGCAUCGCCAAGCUCUACGGUAGCGCCCGCGACGCGUACGGCGCGGGGCCUGCUCGUGGGCCAGGGCCGGGAGCGGGGUCCGGCGGCGGUUACGUGAGUCCAGACUUUCUGAGCGAGGGCAGCUCCAGCUACCACUCUGCCUCACCCGACGUGGACACUGCUGAUGAGCCCGAGGUGGACGUGGAGUCCAACCGCUUCCCCGACGAUGAGGGCGCUCCAGAUGAGACCGAGUCAGGCAUACCCAGUGCGCCCAGCACGGGAGGCGGCCCGGACGCCGACCAGCCCGCAGGGCCCCCCCGGUCAACAUUUGGGGACCUGGCGGCCGACGACGUGGUGCGGAGACCGGAGAGGAGCCCGCCGAGCAGCGGCUAUGAGCUGCGAGAGCCUUGCGGGCCGCUGGGGGGCCCAGCGCCGGCCAAGGUGUACGCGCCAGAGCGGGACGAGCAUGUGAAGAGCGCGGCGGCGCUGGGGCCCGCGGCCUCCUACCUCUGCACCCCCGAGGCCCACGAACCAGAUAAGGAAGACAAUCACUCGACCGCCGACGAUUUGGAAACGAGGAAAUCCUAUCCAGACCAAAGGAGUAUCUCCCAACCAAGUCCCGCAAAUACAGACCGAGGUGAAGAUGGGCUCACCCUGGAUGUCACAGGAACUCAGCUAGUGGAGAAAGAUAUCGAGAACCUGGCCAGAGACGAAUUGCAAAAACUGCUCCUGGAGCAAAUGGAGCUCCGCAAGAAAUUGGAGCGAGAAUUUCAGAGUCUCAAAGAUAAUUUUCAGGAUCAAAUGAAGAGGGAAUUGGCUUAUCGAGAAGAAAUGGUGCAACAGCUGCAAAUUGUCAGAGACACUCUGUGUAACGAACUCGACCAAGAGCGGAAGGCGCGCUAUGCCAUCCAGCAGAAAUUAAAAGAAGCCCACGACGCCCUGCACCACUUCUCCUGCAAGAUGCUGACGCCCCGCCAUUGCACCGGCAACUGCUCCUUCAAGCCCCCGCUGUUGCCCUAG
Messenger RNA from Enhydra lutris kenyoni (northern sea otter), 2865 nucleotides. RefSeq names its product SKI family transcriptional corepressor 1. Gene Ontology annotation, biological process: negative regulation of transcription by RNA polymerase II; negative regulation of BMP signaling pathway. NCBI's taxonomy places the organism in Eukaryota, Metazoa, Chordata, Mammalia, Carnivora, Mustelidae. Gene Ontology annotation, cellular component: transcription regulator complex; nucleus. Gene Ontology annotation, molecular function: DNA-binding transcription factor activity, RNA polymerase II-specific; SMAD binding; RNA polymerase II cis-regulatory region sequence-specific DNA binding. The record is from RefSeq and is a predicted model, not a curated record.